CUUCCGGUUUGUGGUCUUUAAAAAAAAGAUUUAAACGCUAAGGGAAAAAAAAAGAUUGUUAAUUAUUAGAUUUAGAUUAACUGUGUUAAUUAUUAAAUUUUUACUGAUUUAGAUUUACUGUCUAGCUACCCCAGGGCAAGGCAGUGUAAUAUGAUAGCAAACAGGCUUCACAAAAUAUUUAAUUCUAAUGAAACAGCCAUGAAUAACAGUUUAUUUGUCUGAAAAUGGUUCACAUUGCUAUCAUUGGAGCUGGACUGAUGGGGGUUAAAAUAGCUGGAGAGUUUGCUUACCACGGCCAUAGAGUGAAGAUCUAUGACAACAGUGUCCAGACAUUAAAUAAAGUAUAUAGUAUUUUAGAAGAUGACAAGAAGCAGCUGUACAUUGAUGGUCUGUUGCCACAGAAACACUUUUUGGGUCAGGUCUUCUGCAUGAGUCAUCUAGAGGAGUCUGUUAAAGAUGCUGAUUUUAUUUUUGAAGUUGUUUAUGAAGAUCUGGAAGUAAAACAAGAUAUUUUUGAGAGAGUGUCCCACUGUUGUAAACCUACCGCUGUGAUUGCCAGCAAUACUUUGCAACUAGAUAUCAACAAAAUCAAUGAGAGAGCUCUCAACAAACAAAGGACUCUGGGACUACGAUUUCUGUUUCCAGUCUACUACAUCCCCGAGGUAGAAAUUUAUCCAGCCAAUCAAACAGAAGUUCAGGUCAUAGAGAAAGUGAGAAAACUUGUAGAGAGAAUGGGCAAAACUUUGUUUUUUAGGUCAGGGCAGCAGCCAUUGAUUUUGACGGAGCAACAAAGAGAUGAAAGGAAGAAAGCUCGGCAAGAAGAAAUAUUGAACUUUUCUGGUUUAGGAGCAUUUUCUGAUCGUUCAAUUCCAGCUCUCCACCAUAGUGGCAAUGAUAAUGUUCAGAAAAUACAAAAUGAAGUUUUCUCCAUCAUUCCAAGUGACCUUGACAGAGAUUGUGCCAUCUGUAUGGACAGACUGCGUGACUGCCUGUUCAGCCCCUGCCACCACAUGGUCACUUGUCUUCAGUGCGGACAAAUGUUGCAAGACAGGCAUGACGCUUGCCCCAUAUGCAGAAUGGACAUCCGAGAAAUUGUUAGAGUUUAUCAUACUUGAUGGCGGAAUAUUUGAAAUUGGUUUUGGGGAGACAUGCUGAAGUGCAAUAUGUUUAUUUCUCAUUCCAUUUGUAUCAACAAUCUCUCAUUCCAUUUGUAUCAACAAUCUCUCAUUCCAUUUGUAUCAACAAUCUCUCAUUCUCUUUGUCUAUUAUUAACAAUACUUUUGAAGAGGGACGGUGAUAAAUGUUUUAUUUCACCUCAAGCUUACUUUUACAUCCAUAAAAUACUUGAAGAUUGUGCGACCUGUAGUAUCUAAGGGUAUCUGGAAAACUGCCUUCAGAAUGCAAAUGGAUAACAAUUAGGUGGGGAACAAUAUUACCAAAUUAUUUUUAUUUUUACCAAAUCUUUGAUUCCAUCAGUUGCCAAGUGUUUAUAUUUUAUACCUAGAAUAUCAUCCCGUGUUAGAGUUGAUUCAUUUCUCCAAAGGGUAAUUAUAUUUUUACUAUUAAGUCAAUAAAAUGGAGUGCAACAACUCAAUACUCUUUCAGUAUUAUCAAAAUCUAAUUAGGUAUGAUUUUUUGAGGGCUUCUAGAUUGUUGCUAAAAGUGUAUUUUAGUAUAAAGUUUUUAUUGACUUGAGAAAAGGAUACAUAUUUGAUACUAAGCAGAUACCUGUGCUGCACUAUAGUUGAAAUCACCUAAUAGAGAGUAUGCACAAACACUUCUGAGGGCCCAUCAUUUUGUUUAUAUUCAGAAGUGAAUAAGCCCUCUAUGCUUAUGCUGAUGUUCAUUCUUUUUGUAAAGUUAACUCUUUCUC
Biomphalaria glabrata is the source of this 1873-nucleotide messenger RNA. Its product is annotated as 3-hydroxybutyryl-CoA dehydrogenase-like. Gene Ontology annotation, biological process: fatty acid metabolic process. The coding region runs from base 225 to 1115 and encodes 296 amino acids. The record is from RefSeq and is a predicted model, not a curated record. The transcript has 9 exons. Gene Ontology annotation, molecular function: NAD+ binding. NCBI's taxonomy places the organism in Eukaryota, Metazoa, Mollusca, Gastropoda, Planorbidae.